CGUUGACAAAGCGCACACGCGCUACUGCGCAUGUGCCAUACGUGGUGCCCGAGCUGUCCCAUUGAAAUCGGUGGUCGGGAUCAGAGGGUGGACGAUCUGAAAGUUGGGGCAGAGGAGUCUGAUGCACCGGGAAGAGGCGGGGAGUGCGGAAUCUUUGUCGUAGGCCGGAGUCCGUCGCCAGCGUCGGGCAGUUGUCGUGUGUGAAGAUGGUUCGCUGUGUGUGUGGCAUGUUAUAUUUGGCGGUUCUGGUAGCGUUCGCCUCUUGCAAUGCGCCCCCGGUACCGUUAGACGACAUCAUCAUUGAGAAAACUUUCGUGCCGGAGCAAUGCGGGCGGGCGGUGAAAGUGGGCGACUACGUCAGGUACCACUACAACGGCGUGUUCCCCGAUGGGAAGAAAUUCGACUCUAGCUAUGACCGUGGGAGCACGUAUAACGUGUACGUGGGUAAGAAGCAGCUUAUUGAAGGGAUGGACAAAGCCCUGGUGGGAAUGUGUGUCAAUGAAAGGAGGCUGGUCAAGAUCCCCCCACAGCUUGCCUAUGGAAAACGGGGCUAUGGUGACAUUAUUCCCCCCGACUCCAUCCUUCACUUUGAUGUUCUGCUAUUGGAUGUGUGGAACCCGGAGGACGGCGUUCAGAUCAACACCUACCACAUGCCUCCGACCUGCUCGAGAAAGGUGGAGGUGUCCGACUACGUGCGCUACCACUACAAUGGGACCCUGUUGGACGGGACUCUCUUUGAUUCCAGCCACACCCGCCUCCGCACAUACGACACCUACAUUGGCAUUGGGUGGCUGAUUGCCGGCAUGGACCAGGGGCUGCUGGGAAUGUGUGUCGGGGAGAGACGCAUCAUCACUAUGCCCCCAUCACUUGGAUACGGGGAGAAUGGAGAUGGUAGCGACAUCCCGGGGCAGGCGUCUCUGGUGUUUGACGUGGUCCUGCUGGACCUCCACAACCCCAAAGAUAGCGUCAUGGUCACCAACCAGCAGGUGCCCGAGUCCUGCACCAGGAAGACCAUCGCCGGAGAUUUUGUGCGCUACCAUUAUAACGGUUCUCUCCUCGAUGGAACCUUCUUCGACUCCAGCUACUCACGUAACCGAACCUAUGACACAUAUGUGGGUCGGGGGUAUGUGAUCGCCGGCAUGGAUGAGGGGCUGAUCGGGGUCUGCAUCGGAGAGAAACGCACAAUCACCAUCCCCCCACAUCUUGGCUAUGGAGAAGAGGGCACAGGUACCAAAAUCCCAGGUUCAGCUGUGCUGGUGUUUGAUGUGUACAUCAUAGACUUCCACAACCCGUCGGACGGCACGGAAAUCACCGUGACCUAUAAGCCGGAGGUUUGUAACAAGGUCACCAAGAAGGGAGACUUUGUUAAAUACCACUACAACGCGACGCUGAUGGACGGCUCGCCCAUCGACUCCACGUAUAACUAUGGAAAGACAUACAACAUAGUCCUGGGAGCCAACCAAGUGGUACCGGGUAUGGAGGAUGGCAUGAAGGACAUGUGUAUUGGCGAGAAGAGACGCCUUAUCAUUCCUCCACAUCUGGGCUACGGCGAAAGAGGAGUUACUGACGAGGUUCCAGGAAGUGCAGUGCUGGUGUUUGACAUUGAGCUGAUGGAGAUGGAGGAGGGACUUCCUGAGGGCUACAUGUUCAUCUGGAAUGAGGAUGUAUCACCUGACCUCUUUAACGAGAUGGACGUGGACAAAAACCAACUGGUGGAGCCCUCUGAGUUUACCGACUACAUCAUGCGGCAGGUGAAUGAGGGGAAAGGUCGCCUGGCCCCCGGCUUUGACCCCUACCGCAUCAUCGAAAACAUGUUCUCCAAUCAGGAUCGGGACGGAGAUGGAAAGAUCACAGAGGCAGAGUUCAAACUUAAGGCGGAUGAGGCCGCCGCCCACGAUGAACUAUGACGGGGGAAGCGGGCGUGAAUCUUGGGUGGGUGUUGAGGGUGGUCGGCUGAGGGGUGAAAAAGUGGGGCAAAUCUAGAAUUUGAGGACAAGUUAUGUGGGUGGGAGGGUUGGCGGAUGGGGAGUUGAAUAGCAGAGGGAGACGGCGCAGGGUUAAAUUGUUAAGACUAAUUAUAGAAAAGAAACGUGCAUUAAAGACAGGUGCAAGGAUAGAGGAUUAGACAAGUGUUGUUACAACCCAGGCCGUCGCAGCAUUGAGGGGUUUUCUUGAUCCUAAAUUGUCGAGCAAGUCGGAGAAAAACGAAACUGAAGAGGGAAGACUCGUAGACGAAUCAAGGGUGGAAAGGUGACGACGUGCAGAAGUCCAAGGGGUCAUUAGAAAGAAGAAGAAAAAACAACACCCAAUCCAAGGACAAUACUAAGUAUGAUUGAUUUGACUUCUGUUUACCUCCUCACACGUAGAACGCUUUGUUUUGUUUCGGGUUUUCUGACAUUUUUAUAUCAGAGAGGGCCAAAGCACCUUCUCUGAGGCACUCCUAUCUAAGAGGACCAAACUAAGUCCAUGCUCUCUGUGCUUGUUACACUCCGCGGGUCAUUUGUCUCUUUUAACUUCUUUCGUUUUCACCGUUUAUGUGUUUUUAAAACGUCACACUCCCUCAUCUUAUCAUGUCCAAAACAGAAAGUGUCCCCCAUUCUCCCUGGGAAGCGAUGACAUAACCGUGGGAACGUAUUUCAUCUGUAAGAUGACGAUAAGAAGGUUGGUGGUGGUGGUGGUGGUUGUGAAACCAAAUUAAGCCGAAUUUAUUACUGAAGAAAAGCCAAGGGGUAUGACGUAUGGGCCCAUUUCACCCAGUUAUCUCACUUCAACCACCACCAAUGUGUAGCACCGCCUGGGUGAUGCACGGCAGCUAUUUUGCGCCAGAAUGCUCACCACACAUCAGCUUGAGGGGGAGAGGGAGGAACCAUUGAGCCAAUUACAUGGGGGGGGGGGACGAUUACAAUGACCAUGAAAAUGGUCUUGAAAAGCCAUUUCAAGUAGUACAAGUGGUACAUGAAACCUGUUUCAUUAUGGUCACAUGCGUGUUAUUUUACAUAUCAGUUGGGCUGUUCAUCGUGAAAAUCAUUUCACUCCAUCAGAAAAAGUAAGCGUCUCAUAUCACCCGUCUUCCCGUGGCCUGACUAGUUCAGUAUUGCUCUCAGCCGGUGUGGGACGACCAGUUUCAUUUCACGGGUUCCAGUUCCUCUCCGAACACUACAUCACAGAUGAUCAGUAUAUCCGUUUAUUUCAGCAAUGGAAUAAACGGCACAGAGCGCAAACUCCAUAUUUUGUGCACAAGUUAGGGUUAAGAUGUUCAGGCCAAUCACAGCUGAAGCUUUCAUGAAUUUCUCUUCCAUGGUUUCAACGCUUUCUGUGUUUCCUGCUGUCACAGCCAGCUGCAUAGGGUGCACACCAGACACUGAAAUCCAUAAAAUCCUUAAAUGACGUAUCCGCUCAGGUUUUGAAAUGUUCUCGGUUUUCCUAGUUCAUGCAUUUGUCUCUUCACCUUUUGACCGUGACCCCAAUUUAGGAUUUUUUUUUAAUGUUCGAGUGCGUUUAUGUUUAUGUGUGGUGUGUGAGAGAGCGCGAUAAGAGAGAAGUUGUUUGUUUUUUUACUUUUUUCAUGCACAAGAAUACUGAAGCUCAAUGGUGAUGAUGUCAUUGCAUAUGUUUAAUUUCAUUAAAUGUCCAGACCCACAUAGAC
Lampris incognitus (smalleye Pacific opah) is the source of this 3646-nucleotide messenger RNA. RefSeq names its product FKBP prolyl isomerase 9 (gene fkbp9). The record is from RefSeq and is a predicted model, not a curated record. Lineage: Eukaryota; Metazoa; Chordata; Actinopteri; Lampriformes; Lampridae. Bases 207 to 1907 code for a protein of 566 amino acids. The transcript is spliced from 10 exons. Gene Ontology annotation, molecular function: peptidyl-prolyl cis-trans isomerase activity; calcium ion binding.